Molecule: messenger RNA, 2080 nt
Organism: Chrysemys picta bellii (western painted turtle)
Lineage: Eukaryota; Metazoa; Chordata; Testudines; Emydidae
Gene: MID1IP1
Product: MID1 interacting protein 1
Biological process (GO): regulation of lipid biosynthetic process
Cellular component (GO): cytosol
Source: RefSeq, a predicted model, not a curated record
CUGUCACCGGCCGGGAUGUAGAGUGAUGGGUGGGGUGCGCUGUAGCAGGAGCUGGUACCUCGCCCGCCCGUCUUCGCUCCCGCAGCCACUAGCUCUGGCAGGCUCCGCCUCCGGGUGCGCGCUGCGCCCUCCCCUUAUGGGUGUCAGGCGAGAGGCGGAGCCGCCUUCCAGUCGCUUGUAUCAGGAGCCGGUGUUACUCGCGGUCACUCAGAGCCGCCUUUAUCUUGCUCCACUGCAAGGGGGUGGCACUUGGGAACACCUUAUUUUACCAUACACGCUAUAAAUACACCACCUGGAAUGGGAGCAGGGCUACCGGCCGCAGCGGGACACAGUGACGCACGGACACCCGGACACCAGCAGCAGCCAGAUCCAGAGAGCCGGCAGUGAGGCUCGAUUCUACAGGACAUUGGAAACCGCCCCUGAGCGUUGCAACGAGCAAGCCGGGGGAAGGCUUUGGAGAUACAAGGCCUGGCUCCUGGUGGCCCUUGCAAGGAGAUUUGGUGGGGCAGAAGAAGGAACCGGCUGCUGUGUUUGUACUCCCCAGGCACCCGGUGAUUACUGGCAUUGCACCCCACCCAUCGGCCAACAUGAUGCAGAUCUGCGACUCCUACAGCCAGAAACACUCCCUCUUUAACGCCAUGAACCGCUUCAUCGGGGCCGUCAACAACAUGGACCAGACGGUGAUGGUGCCCAGCCUGCUGCGGGACGUGCCGCUGCUGCUGGAGGAGCUGGACUCGGGGGGCGGCUGCGGGGAAGGGGACCCCCAGUUGUCGCCGGGGGACGCCGGCGCCUUCUUCUCCCGCAGGGACAUGUACAGCCAUUACCUGCUGCUCAAGUCCAUCCGCAACGACAUCGAGUGGGGGGUGCUGCAGCAGGGCGCCGAGGAGGCCAGCCGGAAGAAGGACAAGCUGAGCGGGGACAUUAGCCGGGGCCUCCCGGAGGCCGCGGUGGAGGAGGAGGAUCUGGAGAAGCAAUUCCACUAUCACCUGAGCGGACUCCACACGGUGCUCUCCAAACUCACCCGCAAGGCCAACGUGCUCACCAACAGAUACAAGCAGGAAAUCGGCUUCAGCAACUGGGGGCACUGAGCCAGGGCAGGGCUUGGCAGGGGGGGGGGUGCCGCCAAGCAAGGGAUCCCUAUCUGCGGGGGGGGGAAGAGGGGCUCUGGGGAGCGCGUCCGAGGACGAGGAGCAUGUGUGUGCACGCGCAAAUGGAGGGGAUGAGCAUGGGAUGGGCAUGGAGGGGGAGCGAGUGUGUGACAAUGGAAGCGGGUGGGGGCGCGUGCCAGAGGGGGAAUGAAUGCGACCGUGGAGGAGGGAUGCAGGGGGAUGGGCAGACCUGUGUGUGUGUGUGUGCGCGGCUGGGGCGGGUGGACGUUCAAGCAGGAGGGGGAGGGGACCGUGACGCAUGGCGGGCACAUCCUGCCCGGGUGUGCGAGCAGCUGUGCGCUGCACGGCGGCGGGGAUCUUUGCCUACGCAGCAGCAGCAAAGCGGCGUGUGUGUAUCAAGUUUCCUAGACUGGGAGCUUAGUAUGAAUGGCGGAGGGUGGCCGAGGCCAGUUACUGACAGCGUGUGGUGGCGGAGGCGGCCGUCCUCCUAGUGGAGACUGCAUCACUUCUUUCUUUCCUGUUUUGCACUACUUUUAUAACAAUAAAAGACGUGUAUAUAAUGUGUAAGAUUUCUUUGCAUGCUCUUAGAAUUGCAGUCCUCUUAUUUUUUUUACCAACGCACAAACAGAGAAAGGUGUACAUUAAUCAAUAUUAGUUCAUUCCGUUUUAUGUUCUGUCCAGGGUGAGCAGUUAUUGUUCCCCUCUAAGUAAGGAGACUGAUGAUUUGUACAUGUAUGUGCUGGCUGUAUAGCUGGCUGAUAUGAGGCUGAAAAUAAGCCAAUGAAAAUAACAAAACUGUUGUGAAAAUUACAUGUGUUACCCAGGACGGAGCCAGUUUACUAAACUAUAUCCCUGUAUUGCUGGACGGAUGAAGGGUACCAUUACUGUACAUGUACUGAAGCUUAUUUAAAACUUUUUUUUAUCCAGAUGUAGAGUAUAUUCUAAAAUAAAGAAGCAAAUGUAUUGACUAA